AAUUUGAAACAAUGAGGACGAAGUUGUAUGUUUUAGAUGUUUUUUUCCGAUAUAUACAUUGCUGGGGGGAAGACCUACGUAGCUUUAGCUCCAACCCAGAGAGAAAUCUUGCAUUCUGCAUAAAAUCCAGUAGAUGGCGGUAAUAACAGCUAGUUUGUCAACCACCAAUAAACGCCAGAAAAAAGGCAGUAGAAGAAGAAAAGCCGGAAUCCAAACAUGGAGGAACGAGAGGCGUUAAAAAGGCAAAUAGAUCUGCUUCAAAGUCUCAUCAAUAAACAUAAGAGUCUCCAUGGCGACACACCAAGAGCUUCAGAGGUGUCCACAUCAUCCAGAGGGAGGAACCACAGCACGUCUGUCAUUCAUCCACACAACUUGAGGAGGAGCCCUUUAACGAACCAGAGCCACGGCAGCUGGAGGAAGACGUACUCUCUGAAAAACAAGAACCCUAUUUCGACUGUCUCAACCUCCGUAUCUCAUAGUUCAUUGCCAUCGAGCCACGCGGUGGGAGAGACAAGUAGCGCAUCCAAACCGUCUACUGCGUCAUCGAAGACUGUGCAGGUAAAGAAAGUUGGACAAGCGGAAACUGGUCUCACUGGGAUUAAGAACAUCGCCAAAACGAAAAGGGUUACUUCUGGAAAAGUCCUGGCUGUGUCUCAGGCCCCUUCGGUCGCAAAAUGUAUUCAACCAGAAAGGCAGCAACAGAAGGGUUCUUCUGAAAGCCGCUCUCCAGCCAAAGACAACACCCUGACCGGUGUGCAUGUCAAACCCCAGUUCUCUUUCCUUAACAGUAAAACCAAUCAAACUCAGACCCAACAUCUGGAUGACAAAAAACAAACAGUCCAAAACAAAAGCUCAUCAACUCAGUCUUCUUUUGCAAAGGUGCAAAAACAACCUUCACACCAUCCCUUGUCACAGUCAAACCAGGCCAGAGGCAGGUUUUCAAAGUCCAAGUUUACUUGGGUUAAGAACCAAAGUGGUGGAGGUACGGAGCCUAGCACAAGUAGUUGUAGUCGUGCCGUUUCUUCACCCACGGGUAGAACUUUGGACUCCAAAGUUGCAACCCUGUCGUCCCCCGGCAUCCGAAAAACCCCUGCCAAAAGGUUCACCCGGAAAGCCAUUCCAACCAUCCCAGCCCCCAGGACGUCCAAGUACCAAUGGGUUUCAUCAACCGCCAGGACCCAAGCUAAGACGUCUAGAAAAUCGCUCUCUCCCAAAUUGCCGACCAAUACUCAGAGAUUCCUGGAAAUAGGAGAAACUCCGAAGAAAAUAAAACCAGCCUCCAGUACCUCGACCAAAUUGAAAAAGAGAUAUGCAACGUGUUCUCCCGUUUCUCCAUUCAGUAGAUAUCGCUGGAAGGCUGGCGGCUCCGGAGCAGGAUGGGACCACCGCAGAUCUUCCUUUGUUUGGACGUCAGAAAAAAUCAACAAGGGAGCAAAAAAGGGGCUGGUCUCUUCCGUGUUGCCUCAGUGUGCCGCCGUCCAAUCAUCUCCCAGUGCAUUCAAGCUUCGCAGCAGGAUGAAAAUCAUCAGGAGGUCUGAUAACAGUGGAAGUCCGUCGGUGAAGGGUGGCGUCCCAUCGGGUGUCAAAUACUCACCACGGGGUCGCAUGCACAGCGCGACACGGUUUCCAACGGGGGCUCGAAGGACACCCACCAGGGAGUUUGUGUCUUUUGGUCGGCACAAGUUAAGACGAGUCUCCCCCAGCCUAUUGAGAACAAGUCAAGCCAUGUCCUUUCACUGUUCUCCUGCCUCCCAGAGGAUAUGUCGAACGCAGUACAAGAAGGUGAACUGGCCUGGCCCCAGUGUUGCACACACUCUCCCCUACAACGCCACCCUCUCGUGGAGAGCCAAAAAAAUCCAGUCCGCAAGGAGUUUCCUUCAGAGCCGCCAGAGAUCAUGUCACAACAGAUACCCAGCACCCUUGCACCAUUGGAAAGAAUCUAGUGUGUGUUGGAUUCGGGGUAGUCUCUACCAAGUGUCAGCCAAUAAGCUCUCUCGCAAAGUCUGUCACAACAUGGCCAUCAACCGAACAGGACGAAGUUUCAACGCUUCCCACGUCUCUCCUACCAAUCUUGUGGCCACUCGCUCCAACAGCUCCCGUCAUUUGGCCAGCCGUGCAGUCCAGCGUAGUCUUACCAUAAUCCGACAAGCUCGUCAGAAGAAGCAGCCAAGACAGUACUGCAUGUACUACAACCGCUUUGGCAAAUGCAAUCGUGGCACCAGCUGUCCCUACAUUCAUGACCCGGACAAAGUUGCCGUUUGCACAAGGUUUCUGCGUGGGACAUGCAAACAGGCAGAUGGAACCUGUCCGUUCUCCCAUAAAGUAGCCAAAGAGAAGAUGCCGGUGUGCUCCUACUUCCUGAAGGGAAUCUGCAACAACAGCGACUGUCCCUACAGUCAUGUCUACGUUUCCCAUAAGGCCAAAGUGUGUGAGGACUUUGUCAGAGGUUACUGCCCCGAAGGAGAAAAGUGUAAGAAGAAACACACACUGUUGUGUCCUGACUUCAGUAAGACCGGUUCCUGCCCUCAAGGAGCCCGCUGCAAAUUGCAACACCGCCAACGUACCAAACGGACUGCAUCCACUCCCGUGAGACCUCGUAUCAGGCAACUCUCCAAAAGCCCCUGCCUGUCCGAGGUUGUUCUUCCACAAGGCUCUCAGGAAACACCAGGAACAUCUGCUUCAAGUUUGCUGGCACUGCCAUCUUUUAUCUCCCUCUCAAGUUCUCCAGAGGAGCCAGACACACCGGACACACUACAAGCCAAGACCUCACAGGUUAAAGACAAAAAACUGCAGAUCAAACCUCUGGUUUUGAGGAGCACAAAAGGCAGUAGCAGUGGAGGAGAACACCAAUGAUGAUGGUAAUUUGACUCUUUUCCUUCUAUGACUUUGUUUUAACUGUCAGUUACCGUUUACCACAUGUCAUUUUCCCUCAGGUUUUUGACUGAAAUGAGUAUUGCAAUCUUACCAGGUGUAGUUUGUUCACAUUCUGACCCGGGAAGAAGCAGUACGUAAGUUUUUAAGCCGUUCUUUUGUGUCCGUAUAGCAGGGUGUCCGAACACAUAGAAAUACAGCCAAGGAUGCCGGACGGCGGGUUAUUAAAGAGUUGGCACGUGAGCAUCCCCUCAAAGAACGAUACCUCCUCCUUGAAAAACAUUUCUGGAACCUAUUUUGCAGAGUUUUUGCUGACUCUUGUUUACUCGCUCACUGUGUUAAAUGUGUUACUUAAAUUUUAAAACAUAACAGAAGGUAGCUUAACUUAAUUUUUUUGCUAAGUCAGAGCACCUCCUCGGAAGUCUUCUGCCCUCACGUUUCUGAAAAAACUCCCGUGGCGCACAUUUGCACCUUAAAUGUGUCUUCUGUCGGAGAUCACAUGAUGUAACUUUGUGUGGAAAGGUGGUGACAGCAGCAGCGGCGUGCGUUCCUUUCAUGGCGAGAAACAUGAGCGUAAAAGACUUGAUAAUGACGCUGAUAGCAGGAGUGUUUUAGGCUCUGACCUCUGUUUGGUUGCUCAUGAAGAUGCCCGCUUGAUGGGGUGUAGAUAAUUAAAGAUGUAGAAACAGAAAAGCACUUGUUAAGCUAUAUUUUACCUGUCAAUCAAUCUAUAUAUUACUUGCUGUUUUAUUGUGUGGUUUUAUUUAAUUGACUUUCUCCUCGUUGCUGUUUAAGCUUUUGUAUUACAUUUCUGAGUUUUCAAAUAAAAGUGCCUUGUU
Messenger RNA from Entelurus aequoreus (snake pipefish), 3710 nucleotides. RefSeq names its product zinc finger CCCH-type containing 3 (gene zc3h3). Gene Ontology annotation, molecular function: metal ion binding. Lineage: Eukaryota; Metazoa; Chordata; Actinopteri; Syngnathiformes; Syngnathidae. Gene Ontology annotation, cellular component: nucleus. The coding region runs from base 217 to 2853 and encodes 878 amino acids. The transcript is spliced from 12 exons. The record is from RefSeq and is a predicted model, not a curated record.